AUGUGUAGCAGAAAAAGAGAGGAAGAUUGCCAAUAUCAUGCGUUAAUCUCAAAAGGAGAGGGGAAUAUUGCCAUUACCAUGCCAUCCUCUGCUUGCAACCAGAGGAAGAAGGCCGCAUUUUCCGGUGGUGGUUCGCUCCCGGAUGAGAUAAUCAUGGAGGUGCUACUGCGGCUCCCUGUCAAAUCCAUACUCCGCUUCCGGGCCGUCUGCCGCUCCUGGGCUGUGUUCUUCUCCACUGAGCAGUUCUGCAAUCUCCACAUGGCGACCCCCAAGAUAGCACCGCCGAAGCUACUGUUUGUCUCACCCACAUCAAGACCCGGCUCCACAGAGGUGUUCUCAUGCUCCCCCUCAGGCCCCAAAGAUGACCUGCUGUUCACCCUUGACUCUGCCUGCGGCAACUCGAUGCAGGUUGUCAUGCCAGCGCCGUGCCAUGGCCUCACCCUUCUGUUUGAUGCUGUUGCGCCAGCUUACUACAUCUGCAAUGCUGCCACACGAGCAGUAACACGUCUGCCACCUUUCCGUUACUUGGUCAGGUGUACAUCUACCGGGCUGGGAUUUGAUGCCAGGACAAGAAAGUACAAAGUGGUCAGACUGAUCAAAGGGUCACGCCAUGACAAUGAGUCCGUAAGGUGUGAGGUAUACACACAUGGAAGUGGUUAUGGGGAUUGCUGGAGGCCGCCUACUGGAGGAAUACCCUUUGGAUUGUGCAGGUUUGCAGGUGCUGCUGUUAAUAAUGCGGCAUUCUUCAGUCUACCACCUGUGUUUGCAAAUGGACACCUGCACUGGUUGGUCCAGCCUUCUUUGUUCUCCAAAAAGCCAAGAGCUGCUGUGAUAUCAUUUUCUCUUGCGGAGGAGACCUUCAGUUUUGUUGGGCCACCACCGUUCUGGACAUCAGAAAUGUACUCAUCCACACCAUUGUCAGCAUCAGGUCCAGAGUUUGUCCCCUUCUGCCCCGGGACAUUAGGAGAGCACCUAGUGCAGAUGGAUAACCAACCGUGUAUGGUCCGAGACCUUCGAUAUAAUCGUAAUGGUGGUUGCGUUCUGGAGAUAUGGAAAUUGCCGGAUCGUAGCUCUUGUGCUUGGUCACUGAAUCAUCGCAUUUCUUUGUUAGGGCGUGUGGCAACAGAUUUACGUCAGCCCAAGGUUGUGAGAGUUAUUGGUUCUACAGGCACUAGCAUGUCAACGAAGAAGAUCCUCAUCGCUACUAGCAUGCACAAAAUCUGCGACAAGUUUCAGAAGAAGGUUUACACCUAUGACCUUAAUUCUGAAUCUUUAGAGACCAUUCUUUCAAUCACCGUGGCACAUGCAUCGCUUGAAGGCAUGAAUCCAAGUUCAAGAUUCAGUUUAUUUGAAGAGAGCCUUGCCCUGGUGCAUGAAACAGUUGAAAAGAUAAAAUUGUCAACUACUCCGCCUCCCAACCGAAACUAG
Messenger RNA from Triticum turgidum subsp. durum (durum wheat), 1428 nucleotides. The record is from the annotation of a GenBank genome assembly. NCBI's taxonomy places the organism in Eukaryota, Viridiplantae, Streptophyta, Magnoliopsida, Poales, Poaceae.